AUGGUAAAGAGACUAGUUAUUAAAGCGUCCAAUAACUAUGUGGAUGGAUUCCAGAUAAUCCCCGUCAACACAGGAAAACCCGUACGAAUCGAAUCGGAUAUAGGAGUGUUUACCGUGGCAGUUAACAUAGCAGACUUUGAUGGGUCUCACAAGGUACAUCAAGCUAAUAGCUGCUACAACCUUGGGGAUACCAAAUACUUGAACCAAGAACCCUUUGAUAGACUGAAGUUAGAUAUUAAAGAUGACGACAGCCUUAAGUUACAUGAUAUUGAAUCCACAAAGCUAUAUCCUGGAUCGCACCUUAAUCUUAUAAUAGGAUACAGACCCAAAUACAAUAUCAAAGGGGAUGAGCUAUUAUUUGGGAACGAUUUCACACUUCCAAUAAGAGAUCAUGUACCCACCACACUUUUACUGACGGGGUUGAAAUUUUUCACAUGGUUUGUUAAUAAGACCGUGAAGGGAGACAUUUAUAGUGACAAACCAUACAUUUAUGGACUUGCUUUAAACAGUUUCACUCAUUUGGGGUUGACUAACUCUGCACUGUCGUAUGCUAAGGACAUCGAGGAAGCUAGAGUUAAGGGAACAACCCCAUUAGAUUUCAAAGAGAACUUGAUCUUUAACCAUAAUAAUAACCAAAAGUUCCCUGAGAGUGCAAAGGGAAGAAUUAAAUGGUUUCAUGAUGGUAAAAAGUGCUCUCAGUUCACAUACUAUGAUGAUACUGAUUAUUUUAUGCAAUUUGAUACCAAUUUCUUGAAGAUGGGCGACUCCAAAUAUUAUGUUUCCUUGCCCACGUUCGGGAAUAAGACUUUUGAUAUCGAUGUGUUGAAAUAUGCCAAUAACGUUCUUGAUAACGUCAAUUGGACAAUUAAACAAAAUGGUUGGGCCGGUGUAGGGGAAGUGCAACCCCCACACGAAGACAGCUUAUUUACGAGUUGGUCAUUUGAAAUGUCUAACGAUGACUCGGAGUUGGACUUGAGCAAAGUCAUAGCCGAGUCACUUACUUCUAUACUCCCAGGUCAAGCAGAAGAAGAGGAGCAUCCCAGAAAUAAAGAUCACGAAGAACUCAGUUCUCAGGAAGAUGUUGAGCUUGAUCUUGAAGGUGCGAUUGGUGAAGCCUUCCAGCUGAUCAACUUUGUGUCUGGCUCGACCACAGAACAAGCACCAGCACAAACACAAGAGCUUAUGGACCGACGAAUACAAGAAAGUAACGAUAACCAUAAUAAUGACGCUAGUAAUAAUAAUAAUAGUGAUAGUUUCAAUUUUACUACGUCAUAUGCCCAUAGUAAUGAUGAUGAUGAUGAUGAUGAUGAUGAUGAUGAUGAUGAUGAUGAGCUUAAUAAGGCUAUAGGGGAUGUGUUUAACAGUAUAAGCAAUAGGGAAGAGAGUGCAGAAGAUGAUAGUGCUAUGACGAAUAGAGAGGAUGAUCAUUUGGAUAGUGCAAUAACGAAUGCGUUACUGAACAUUAUGGGUGAGGUAAUGCCAUCAGCUGAACCCCCAAAAGCUCAAGUAAUAACGUCACACGAUAAGAAUACAGACGACGAUGCCCAGUUGAAAGAAGCAGUAAGCAAUGUGGUUGAGUUGUUUCUGAUGAAGGAAAACCAACAAUAUCAACAGCCUCAAGAGAUUCCACAGCAUGAAGUAGAUCGACAGGAGUCACGACAGCAUGAGGAAGACCAACAGAUUGAAGCAUAUUCACAGUCUCAAGAGAUACGACAGGCUCAAGAGACUCUACAAAAUCAAGAAUUCAAAGAACCUGCUUCUGCUUCUGCUUCUGCUGACCUUCAGCAGGCGAUUUCGGAUGCCUUCAAAGAAUCUAAAAUCCCGAUCUCCGAGGAGUCAAAGGAACAAACAGAUAUGAAUUUAGAAAAGGCUAUUGGUUCUGCGUUUGAAUCGACCUUUGCUACAGAACAAGAACAGGAACAAGAACAAGAACAUCAGGUAUCAAACCAACGGAAGGAAGAUGACGAUUUCGACAAAAUGGAUACUGAUAUCGCCCUAGAUAAAGCCAUCGGAGAUGCCUUCAGUAAUAUUUUUCAACAUCAAGAGUCAACAAAAGAAACUCCCCAACAAAAGGAAAUAGUUCCAGAGAAUAAUUUACAAGAAAUGAAUCUAGAAAAUGCGAUAGGUGACGCUUUUAAAUCAUUGUUGGCCCGUCCCAAGCAAUCAAACGAGCAAACAAUAAACCCACCUGACAAUGAUACCGAAAAUUCCUUAGAGAAUGUCAUAAGUGAAGCCUUUAGAAACACUUUAGGCCGUCGAACAUCAUUAACAGGGUCCAUACAAGCACAAGCAGAACCUCAAGGGCAAGUACCAACCCUAACUUCUUUUGAUGGCCUUUCAAAUUUGGUACCGAGUCUUGCGAAACUACUGUCAAUAAAUCCUGAAGCGCUGUCUAUUGAUAUUGCUUCGAUAGUUCAAAAUGUGGUGCAACAGAUGCCCACGAUGUCUGAUCUGAUCCUGGCGGUCUCCUCAGAUGUUCUUCCCAUUUCAAAGGACUUAUUGGAUGAGCUUGCUUUAGAAAUCACCAGUAAAGUCCAAGACUCUGAUGAUAAGGCAUCACAUGAGAAUCAAAAGCAAAUAACAGAGAUGCCUCUUAUUGAUGAUAAUGUUUUGGCCCAUUUCCAAGAAGAAGCUCAUAAAGAGGAGCAACGGAAAGAGAAUAAUAAACAGAACAUCCAAAUUGUACAACAAUAUCAAAAAUCAGCGUCAUCAGCAUCAACACCCACAUAUUCAGCGAAGGAGACAACGGUAUCAGGUAUACCAUUACAUUCUCCCCUCACAGCUCAUACUUCAUUACCAAACUUCCAGACUGUUGAAGAUUCUAAAUCGCAUGGUAUAUCAUCUUCUGCUGCCAAAGGUACAACAACAAUGAUGGACACGGAAGCAGCAGCAGAUUUGGAGACUUUACAAAUGAAUGAUAUCAUGGAACGGGCACUUAAUAUGGCUAUGGAAAACCCCCAAGCACUUUUGACAAACGUUGAUAUGGACUACGAUUUAGUGCCAUCUGUGUCUCUGGAAAGACAACAGAAAACUGCUUCCCAUUCAACUGGAGUAAUAACGGCAGUUGUACCACCCCUGAGAGCCAAGGAAACAUCCAAGCAACCAAGAAAGAAGAUGCCCGAGACCCCAAAGACAAAAGCCGAACUGUCAUUUAACAGCCAUAAGACGACUACUCUUUCUACUACUUCUAAUUUGUCAUUGCUUGAAAGUCCUACCCAAUUUGAACCAGCAAUAACAGGCUCAAACGAGAAGUCUACUGUCCAAUCAGAUACCCCCAAAGCUCCGACCAAAGGAAAAGACACCAACAAAGACCUUUCGAUAGCAGAAGCAUUGGCAUUACAUCGAUCCAACAUGUCAAAUAAGAGCACGGAACCAUCAAAUAAAUCACAGGCUAGUUCGUUGGAUAACUCUGAAUGGAAUAAUAAUAAUAACAGCAAUAAUCUUUCCAGUGUUCUAACCUCAAUAACUCAACGGAUUAGAACUAAUAGCUCCGAUAGCCAAGGGUUACUUCAGGUUAUUCGUCAAAUGACGAACUCUUUAUCCUCGACAUCAGCAUCAACAUCAACGGCAUCAACAUCAUCGCCUUCACAAUUGACGGGCAAAUUAAUAGCCAACGAGAUAAUCAACUCGCAUAGAAGACGAGAACUGCACCAGAAAUUGGUUAAUUCGCUUAUGGUUGCUCGUAAUUUUUUGGAACGAAGAAGGAAUAUCAAUUUGUCCAAUGGAACUGCUGUUUCACUUAUCAGUAGUGUUAUUCAAUCUUUUCAAGGUGAACCUGGUGAAUCUGGUUUAGGUGGUUCAACCACCAAGGCUGACGAAGAUAAGAAAAUGGUUCCUUCGAUUGACAUGGAGACAAUUUCUACUUUGAGUGACACUGUUGUUGAUGCCAUCUCGAACUUUACCACGAAACAGGCCCGGAACCGAAUUAAACAGCCUAAGGAUACUUUGGAAUACAAGGAGAAAAUCAGACAAGGUAAUCGAGAACGGAAGAAGAAAUGGAGAGAAGAGAAUGCUGAAAGGAACAAAGAUAAUGAUCUACGUGCCCGAGUGACAAAAAGAGCCAAUGUGUUAUUUAGAGAUGGCAAUGAGACCAAGAAGAAAGAAUGGAUUGAAAAUGAAUUCAACACCCGAAGAUUAAAGAGGUUUGAAAGAGAACGAGACAUUCAAAUGAGAGAUUCCAAAGGAGGAACACUCCAUAAUGAUUCACUGCUUGAAGCAGAUCCUAUACUUAAUGAGUUGGUUUCAGAUAUCUUCAAUAUUGUUUCUGGCUUGACCAUUAAAGAAGAUCCUAAGUCUGCAUUGGCUGCAACUUCAGCAGCUACAGCUUCUGCGGCAGCAGUAUAUGCUUUAGACACUGGAGCUGAUAUGAAAGCCAUUAGCAAUGUGGUUCUGUUAAUAGUUACUGGAUUAAUUGAAAAGUCCAAUUCAAGGUUGCAGAAACCUUCAAGUUACAAUCGAAUUGGAAUUGGGUUUAAUUUUAGAUCAGCAGCAGCUAAUGAUAGUGAGAAGAAUAACAUUGAUAACUUGGGAAGAUUAAGUUUAAGCGAUGGGAAACGAAGACUGGAUGAUGAGGAUAAUAAUGAUCCAAUAGCAGUUAAAAGACAAAGAUCCGUUUCUCCCAAUAGAAGACAUCCUCUUCUUCAAAUGUCAUCUGAGUUGGAAAAAGUUAAAGCUUCUUAUGCACAGAAUUUAUGGGGAAAGACAAGUUUAAAGAUGCCUCAAUAUAAGAAACCAGACCCUUCUUCAAAUUAUCACAUUGAUAUCAAUUCAAAGAAUGAGUUAAGCAGCAACAGUUCUAGACAGCUUAAAGGUCUUGCUUAUUCUUUAACCACCAUAUCACCAUUUAUUUCUCACAAGGUUUCAUCAGCUUCAGCUUCUUCUUCAGCUUCUUCUUCUACAACUGAAGGAUCAGCUACAACAAUACCAAAGCCAACCACGGGGUUAAGAAAGCCUGGCUCAUUUCAAAAGCCUAGUUCAUUCCAAAGACCUGGCUAUUCAAAGCCAGACAAGAACAAGGGAAAGUCAUUAGGAGUUUCUCCUAUGAUACGUUAA
Lizanozyma spartinae is the source of this 5052-nucleotide messenger RNA. RefSeq lists its product as uncharacterized. NCBI's taxonomy places the organism in Eukaryota, Fungi, Ascomycota, Pichiomycetes, Serinales, Debaryomycetaceae. The record is from RefSeq and is a predicted model, not a curated record. The transcript is spliced from 2 exons. The coding region runs from base 1 to 5052 and encodes 1683 amino acids.